Molecule: messenger RNA, 1975 nt
Organism: Enhydra lutris kenyoni (northern sea otter)
Lineage: Eukaryota; Metazoa; Chordata; Mammalia; Carnivora; Mustelidae
Product: DALR anticodon binding domain containing 3
Exons: 10
Coding region: 15-1748 (577 amino acids)
Biological process (GO): arginyl-tRNA aminoacylation; tRNA C3-cytosine methylation
Molecular function (GO): arginine-tRNA ligase activity; tRNA binding; ATP binding
Source: RefSeq, a predicted model, not a curated record
UCCUUCCGGUCACCAUGGCGACAGGGCGCCUGGGGGUCGGAGAAACGCUAGGGGCCCUCAACACGGCCCUGGGGCCUGGCGAGCCCGUGUGGUUUAAGGAGACGCGUGCCCGCCACCUGCGCGCCCGAGACUUCCUGGCGCCGCGGCCCGCGCUGCAAGCGCGCUUCGAGGACGGACAGGUGCCCGAGCAUGUGGUCCGUGCGGUCGCCGGCUUGCAAGGCCCCGGCGUGGCCCCGGUGCUGCGCUGCGAGCCGACGCCCGCGGGUCUGGCACUCCAGCUGCAGCGGCCCGCCGUCUUCGAGCGCGUGCUCGGCGCGGUGACCGCCUAUGCCGCGCCCGCCGCUCCCGCCGCGCCCGGCCCGCGCGUCGUCCUGCACUGCCCGGCGCUGCGCGGCGCCCUUGGCGCGCUCCGCUUGAGCCAGCUGCGCGCCGUGCUCGUGGCCGAUCAUUUGGCGCGAGCUCUGCGCGCUCAUGGGGCGAGUGUGCGGCUGGUGCCCGCCGUGCGGGACCCGCACAUGCGGACCUUCCUGCAGCAGCUGCGCGUGGACUGGCCUGCUGCCUCCGAGAAAGCCGCCACCGGAGCCCUGAGGAACCUCCCGCUGGCAGAGCUUAGCCCCGCCCCGGAUGGAGGAGGCUUGCCCCCUGGCGUCCUGGGCACAGUGUGUCUGAAGGAGGUGAUGCGAGAGCGGGGAUGCGCAGCUGGCUAUGACCCCAACGUGGACAAGUGUCUGGUGACCGAGGAUCUGCUCUCCGUGCUGGCAGAGCUGCAGGCAGCUGUCCGCCACUGGCCUGGGGACGGCCCUCGGGGCCUGGCCGCGGCCCCAGAUGCUGAUGGCUGCAUGGCCCUACACGUGGUGAGCUGUGAGGAGGAGUUCCAGCAACAGAAGUUGGACUUGCUCUGGUGGAAGCUGGAUGAGCAGGCUCCUCGCACACAGAAGCACCUGGUCUGUGGCCCAGUGAAAGCAGCUAGUGCCCUGACGGCCCCCGAGUACUAUGACCUCCGGCACGCCCAAGUGUGCAAGGCGGCAGCCCUGAAGCGUGGCAGGGAGCUCAGCCAAGACCCAACCUGGACAGAGGUCUUCAGCGUUCUGUCUGCAGCCACCAUCAAGUUUGAGAUGCUCAGCACAGCUCCACAGAGUCAGCUCCUCCUGGCCCUGGCCGACGGCAGCAUUUCCACAAAGGGCACCAAGAGCGGCACCUUCGUCAUGUAUAACUGUGCCCGUCUUGCCACACUAUUUGAGGGGUACAAGCACAGCACGGAACAAGGUCUGUACCCCGCUUUUCCACCUGUGAGCAGUCUCGAUUUCUCACUGCUACAGGAUGAGGUAAGUGUCGUCCUGGGUAGCUGGGCACCUGUAGGAGGUUGGGACCUCCCCUCGCAGCGCCCUUCUCCACCCCUACCCCCCCAGGGCGAGUGGCUGCUGCUCUUCAAUGGCGUGCUCCCCUUCCCAGAGCUGCUGAGCCAGACCGCAGCCCUGGCGUGCGCAGCCCCAGGGCUCCACGCGACUGCGCGCACGGAGAUGAUGUGCAAGUUCCUGGUUCAGCUCAGCAUGGAUUUCAGCUCAUACUAUAACCGCGUACACAUCCUAGGGGUAAGUACACAGCACAGGGGGCGGGGGGGAGAGCUUUUAGGGGUGCAAGGGCAGCAAAGGAGGAGACCAGCAGGCCCCUUCUCUCCUCCAGGAGCCUCGACCACACCUGUUUGGUCAAAUGUUUGCCCGUCUCCAGCUUCUGCGGGCUGUGCGUGAAGUGCUCCAUGCUGGCCUAGCCACGCUGGGUCUCCCUCCACUGAACCACAUCUAAGGCCACAGAGAUCCCGAUAUCUAGGAAUGUUUACAAAAGUCAUCACCUGGAAAAAAGAUACCAAGAUCUUAUUAGAGACGUGGAGCCAAAAUAAAUUGCUUCUGUUCUAUACAAAGUCUGGUCCUGUUUGUAGGCAGUGGGGCGUGUUUUUGGUCGGCCUGAACCGCCCCAG